Molecule: messenger RNA, 2807 nt
Organism: Chlamydomonas reinhardtii
Lineage: Eukaryota; Viridiplantae; Chlorophyta; Chlorophyceae; Chlamydomonadales; Chlamydomonadaceae
Exons: 12
Coding region: 149-1891 (580 amino acids)
Biological process (GO): magnesium ion homeostasis
Cellular component (GO): intracellular membrane-bounded organelle
Source: RefSeq, a predicted model, not a curated record
GUCCAAGACUCAUCUUAUUAUCACUGCCAACAUGCUCAUACGACGCAUGUUGUUAGCGAACGACGACCCCGACGACACGUCGGGGUCAGCGCAAGACGAUGACUUCCUUUUUACGCUGUACAUUUGCAUUUCUCUUUUCCUAGUCUGUAUGGCGGGCUUGAUGAGCGGACUGACGCUGGGGUUGAUGAGCCUGGACACAGUGGAGCUGGAGGUUUUGAAACGAAGCGGCACCCCAGAGGAGCGAGCGUGUGCUAUUAAAAUCAUGCCGGUCAUCAAGCAUCAGCAUUACUUGCUGGUCACGCUGCUGUUAUGCAACGCGGCGGCAACGGAGGCGCUGCCGCUGUUCCUGGACCGGCUGGCUGACCCCAUCACGGCCGUGCUGCUGUCCGUGACGGUGGUGCUGGUGUUCGGAGAGAUCAUACCGCAGGCCGUGUGCAGCAGAUACGGACUCAAGGUGGGCGCCUACAGCGCCUGGUUCGUGCGGCUGCUGAUGACGCUGUGCAGCCCCAUCGCCUGGCCCAUCGGCAAGCUGCUGGACUUCCUGCUGGGGCCGGACCACAGCGCGCUGUUUCGGCGCGCCCAGCUCAAGGCGCUGGUGGACCUGCACGGCACCGGCGCGGGCUUUGGCGGCACGCUGAGUGAGGACGAGGUGCACGUCAUCCGCGGCGCCCUGGACCUUACAAGCAAGGUGGCCUGCAAGUCUAUGACGCCCCUGGACAAGGUGUUCAUGCUGUCCACGGAGGACCGCCUGGACGAGCGCACGCUGCAGGCCAUACUCAUGAGCGGGCACAGCCGCAUCCCAGUGCACAGGGAGGGCAACCGCAAGGCCAUCAUCGGCCUCAUCCUGGUCAAGGAGCUGGUCCUGAUCAACCCGGGAGACAACACCACCGUGUCGGCGCUGAGGUUGAGGGAGCUGCCGCGACUGGCGGCGGACACGCCCAUGUACGACAUGCUGAAGCUGUUUGAGACGGGCAAGAGCCACAUGGCGGUGCUCACGCGGGCGCCCGGCGCCGCGGAGGACGGCGCCGCGACCGCCAACGGGCCGGCGCCACCACCGGGCGGCGCCGGCAAGAAGCCAGUGGGCGCCACGUGGCAGACCAACCCGCGCGGCUCGCCCUUCCGCCGCCUGGCCUCCAAGGGCCGCGAGCUGGGCCGCGACGGCUACUCGGCGCUGGGAGACGAGGCGCAGGCGAACGGAGGCGGAGGAGGGGGCGGCGGCGAGCCGGAGCCGGUGGGCAUCAUCACGAUUGAGGACGUCAUUGAGGAGCUGCUGCAGGAGGAGAUCAUCGACGAGACCGACCUGUACAUCGACAACAUGCAGAGCCAGCGCGUCAACGCGGCGGCGGUGGCGGGCUCGCUGCCGCCCCGGUUGCGGCAGGUGCUGCAGACAGGGCUCUUCACGCCGCGUGUGGGCCGCCUGGGCGGGCUGUCCCCGCGCCACGAGCUCGGCGGCGGCGGCGGCGGCGGCUUCCCGCCGCACCCGCUGCGGUCGGCCGCCUCGGACAGCCGCCCGCUUGACCCGCUGUCGAGCGGCCCCUUGCCCUCCGCAGACCCACUGUCGACGCCGCCGCUGCUGUACGGCGCCGGUGGCAGCGGCGACGUGGCGGCGGCCGGGUCCAACCUGGAGCUGCGGCGGGUGGGCGGCGCGGCCACGACAGGAGGAGCAGUAGCGGGCGGCGGCGGGGCAGGAGCAGAGGCCGGCGGUGCAGGUGGCGGUGGGGCUGGGGCUGGGGAUGCGUUGUCGCCGGCGGCGAGCAGCACGAAGGGCGGGGCGGUGGGCGCAUUGCUUGGUCGCAUUCGCGCCGGCAGCGGCAAGCUGCCGGCGGCUGACGCGGAGAGCAAGGCGCCGCUGCUGGCCGGCACAAACACGUCGCCCAGUGACGCGGCGUGAGUUUGCACUUCUGUCGCGGAGCGGCGUGAGCGUGCGGGGCGGUCUUGCUGCGGUUGGGCCGCCAUCCAGCAGUCGGUGGUGGGGGGUCGGAAAAAGGGGAGGUUGGGGCCAUGCAGCUUGGUGGAGUGGUGGUUGAGAUGGAGCAGGGGAGCGCGGCAGGGCCCGCAGCCAGCUAGACCGGAGCACUGCGCGUGCGUGCACGUGUGCCACAUCUAUGUGGGUGUGCGUGUUGGUGGACGGGAGGCAUGCGCUAUGCGGGAACGCGUGCGGCCUGCAGUACCGUAUAGCUGAUGUAGGACGGGCGCCAGUGGUUGACCGGGGGUUGCCGUUUUGGCGAGGCGGUCUAAAGUAGGUGUUCCCAGUCACUCAGGCUAUGAGCCUUCGACGGCAGGGAGCUUCUCCUGCCCGGCGUGUGUGGAUGGGGCGCUAUGCAGUCACAUGAAUCAGGGCCGCAAGCACCAGCGUGUCCACUACUGUCACCUGGUGUAUAUGGGUUUGGAUGAUUGGGUACUUCGUGUGGCCAGGCGUGCAGAAUGUUUAGGAUGCGGGCGUGUGUUGCUCAGGUCGAAACGUAAGGCUUGUAUUGUAUUAGCUGCUGGUGAUUGAGGUGCAUGAUAUUACCUGUUUGCUGCUGCUCGCCCGGCGACGUAUCAGUGGGUAUAGCGCUAAUGAAGGUCACCACCUGAAGUGACAGUGACAUGCCCCCAGACAUGGCUGGGUUGUCAUGUCCAAGUAGAGAAUGUCAACAAGUCGCCGUUGGAACACACAAUGGUCACUCGUGUAACAUUCAACGUGUGUAGAGGUGAGUGGCAUGGAUGGCAUGGUCUUUAAUGGGAUGAACGGCGUGGGGUUGCGCCGCGGACAUGUCUCGUCGUGCUGAGCGACAUGCGACAUGCACGACAACCCGUAGCUGUGG